GCGUCUACAAUGCAAUGUUGUUCUUCCGGCAAUGUUUUUCACGGCAGAAUUUCCUUGGUAUGUUGUACUGAUACACCGAGCUGCCGUUGGUGGAGUCGCGCUGUUUGAUGAUGCAAAACUUAGCACAUUUGUUUACGUUUGUUCCAACAAGAACAUUCUGUACUGAAAUGAUUUACCGUAUUUGUAUUUGGACGCUUCUUGUCGCGUGACCAAGCUAGGAUAAGAGUCUUUUGUUUUGCUUUGGUAAUUCCUUCAUGUUCCUCUGACAUUUUUUAAAUUGUAUUUUAAAAUUGAAUAUCGCUUAGUUUUCACGUUGUACAAAAGAAUUUAAAAAGAAUUGAAAAAGUAAAUGGUGUGUAAAACGACAGUCUUCGGUAGCGUGAGGCCCAAUAGGAGGUAAAAAAAAAAAAAAAAAAAAAAAAAAGAGUCUUGUAUUUCCUGUCGAGAAGUUUAGAAGACUAACAUGAAGAAAUUUAUCAUGGGAUUUGUAGCUUUUUGUACCAAUCACGGUCAAGCAAGAUGUCACUGUAAGAUUUAAUGUUUGCAGUGAUCCUAACACACCAGCUAUAAGUUAUCUGAAGUCGAAGUAAAACCAGUUAAAACAGUUUCAACGUAAUCGAAAGCUCAACGUUGACACAUUGAUGGCUAAUAACAACAGUUCUCAAGUGAAGGAAUGCCUCACACACUUCGACAUGGCUGGGGAAAGCAAACCAGGAUCGAGCCAAGACACAACGGAUGGCUCUUCAUCGAAACGAAAGUACAGCGAGUCCUCCAGUACUGAAGUCACUGACCCAAGGCAAAAACCAGGCACUGAGGCACAGGCCGGAGAUACACAGUGUGAGGGAAAGCUGAAUAAAGAACCUGAGUGCCACAUGCAGCUGGACAAACUGUCUGCAGACAGGAAUCACACAGUGCUUAUAGAUAUAAACGAAUUUAAUGCUGGCAGAAUAGUUCCAUAUAAGGGAAAGCAUCAUUGGGACCACCUCCAUGUGAAAUUACCCCAAUGUUAUCCACUGAAUACCAUGGGGUCUCGCUGGGCAGCCAUAGAGAAAGCUCUGAAAAAGCUUACAGAUAAGGGUGUUUCAGUAGGAGAUGUUGAGAGGGCCAUUAAAACUUACAAUCACUCCCACAGGAGGGACUGGAAUUUCGAUGCCCUUUCCUCAUAUGUUGCGCAAGUGCCAAAGCUGGAGAACAAUUUUCCCAAUGUGAUCUCAAAAAUGGCCAAACUUGCACUGAAGUUGCCUGAGCUCAUCCAACAUCCCAUCCCUUUGCUGAGGCAGAAGUGCAACCAUGCCAUAACGAUGUCCCAGGAGCAGAUCUCCUGCCUGCUGGCCAAUGCGUUCUUCUGCACCUUUCCCCACAGAAAUGCAACUCAUCCCAACAGUGAAUACGGCAAUUUCCCCACCAUCAACUUCAGCAGCCUGUUCGCUGAAAGGUCUCCACGGAAGUUUCAGAAGCUGAGAGCCCUUUUUCACUACUUCAACACUGUAACCAAAGAAGACUCCAAACCUGAUGGACUGGUCACUUUUGAAAGAAUUAGCAUUAAACCAUCUGAGUGCCCUGAAUGGAAUAAGCAGAAGGGAAAUUUGACCAGCCUCCAGGUGUACUCGAAAGGCUGCAUCGAGAAGGAAGGUAAAGGCAUGCUGCAGGUGGAUUUUGCUGCCAAGAUGGUAGGUGGAGGAGUGCUCGGGCGAGGACUGGUGCAGGAAGAGAUUCGCUUCAUUCAGUGCCCUGAACUGAUUGUGGCCAGGCUCUUCACAGAAAAACUGGCUGACAAUGAAUGUCUGAAGAUCACAGGCGUCCAGAUGUACAGCAAUACCCAUGGCUACAGCGAUACCUUUGAGUGGCACAGCCCCCAUACAGACCAAACCAAAAGGGAUGAAUGGAAACGGCUUUACUGUCAGAUUGUUGCCAUUGACGCUUUGAGAUUUGACGACCCAAGACAGCAGUUCACUGAGAUAAGCAUCAAACGAGAGCUACUCAAGGCGUACGUCGGCUUCAAGAGGGAUAACGUUCCUACUGAAUACACUUCUGCUAUUGCUACUGGCAACUGGGGAUGUGGAGCUUUUAAAGGUGAUCCAAUGCUCAAAGCUCUUAUUCAGAUGAUGGCUGCAGCUGUGGCUCAGAGAGACUUGGCCUACUUCACCUUUGACAAUGAGCAGCAGGCAGAGCACCUGCAGAGAAUGCACAAGUUACUGAAGAGUCACAACAUGACUGUGGGCAAGUUAUACAAUCUGCUGCAGGACUACUGUAAGCACUACAGUCUUCAUCAUCAUCAUCAUCAUCAUCAUCCUCAUCAAGUGAAGAAUGUGUUUGACUACAUCAGGGAGAAGCUGGCUAUUCGCUCCAGUCAGCUGUGAAAACCUGCUGCUCUUUUGAAGCAAUACAUUAAAUCAAUGCUAUAUUUCUCUUCGUGAAGAAACUGUAAAUUGUGUUCAAUUUUGGUUUCAGGGUUUAUAUUUAAUCGCAGCAGAACACUUACAGUAAAUGAAAAUGGUGUCUUCGGUGUGACGCACUUUAGAAAAGUUUCAAUGGGCUUUUCAUUACCAAAAAAAUUAAAAUACAGGGUAGAUAUUUCUUUUAAUAAGUAAUUAAUAAGUGUCAGUGUUUUUUGUUUUUGUUUUUUGGAAAUUGAAAUGAAAAUCCUUUUAAUUGCAACGUUGUAGUUUAAGAAAAGAACGAAAUGAAAAUGUCACUGACACCAAGAUGCUUUUAUUGAACAAGGUAUGUCAAGAGACCAAAAUAAUAUCCAAUAUUAAGAAAAUAAAUAAAAUUCACUUUCACUUGUUUUUAUUGUUUGACAAUAAAAAGGAUAUUUAAUUUUUC
Ictalurus punctatus (channel catfish) is the source of this 2826-nucleotide messenger RNA. Its product is annotated as poly(ADP-ribose) glycohydrolase. The transcript has 17 exons. The coding region runs from base 642 to 2360 and encodes 572 amino acids. Gene Ontology annotation, molecular function: poly(ADP-ribose) glycohydrolase activity. Gene Ontology annotation, cellular component: cytoplasm; nucleus. Lineage: Eukaryota; Metazoa; Chordata; Actinopteri; Siluriformes; Ictaluridae. The record is from RefSeq and is a predicted model, not a curated record. Gene Ontology annotation, biological process: carbohydrate metabolic process; nucleotide-sugar metabolic process; ATP generation from poly-ADP-D-ribose.